UCUUUUUGUGAUUGUGAUUUUAAUAAUAUUAAUAAAAAAGAAUAAAAGUUACUAGAUGAUUGUCCUGUGUUUACAAUUUUACACGAUUCCAUAGCAUUGUAGGAGUUUGGAUCCUAACUUUUUCACUCCUUUGUUAUACUAAAUCAAAAAGGCUCUCAUCAUUUGAUUUUCCUUACACCUUCAAUACUGAAGUAGCAAUGAAUUCGUUUUCGUGAAGUGGUGUCUCACCUUAGUUAAAUUUGCAAAAUAAAUAUUUGAAGUCCUUACAACAUGGCUGAUGGGAAGGAUAUUCAAACAAUUGUUAUGGAUAUCGGAUCUCAAACGAGCAAGGCUGGAUUUUCUGGGGAUGAUUCUCCAAGGGCUGUUUUCCAAAGUAUAGUUGGUUGUCCUCGUCACACCGGCGUCAUGUUUGGACAAGGACAAAAACCUGUCUAUGUUGGUUAUGAAGCUCAGUCUAAAAGAGGUAUUUUGACUCUGAAAUAUCCUGUUGAACAAGGCAUAGUAAGGAACUGGGAUGAUGUCGAGAAAAUAUAUCAUCACACAUUUUAUAAUGAACUCCGUGUCGCUCCUGAGGAGCAUCCUGUUCUUCUGACUGAUGCACCAUUUAACCCCAAGGCAAACCGAGAGAAAAUGACUCAAAUCAUUUUUGACACAUUCAAUGUUCCAGCAGCAUAUGUUGCAAUCCAGGCCGUUCUUUCUCUGUUUGCUAAUGGUCGUACAACUGGUAUUGUGCUUGAUUCUGGUGAUACUGUGAGCCACGCUGUCCCCAUAUAUGAGGGACAUGCACUUCCCCAUGCUAUCUCACUGUUAAAUCUUGCUGGUCAUGAUCUUACAAAGUAUCUGAUGAAGAUUUUUUGCGAGAGUGGUUACAAUUGUAACUUUGACCUAAUUCGUACAGACACUGGUUAUCAUAUGAAGGAAAAACUUUCUUAUAUUGCACUGGAUUUUCAACAGGAGAUUGAGAAGGCAAAAAAUUGCUCAAAAUCAGUUGAGAAGUGCUAUGAGCUUCCUGAUGGACAAGUCAUUAAUAUUGGCGCUGACAGAUUCCGUUGCCCUGAGGUGCUCUUCCAGCCAUCAUUGGCUGGAAUGGAUGUGAAAGGAAUUCAUGAAAACGCCUACAACACAAUCAUGAGAUGCGAUAUUGAUAUUAGAAAAGAUUUAUUUGCAAACAUUGUGCUAAGUGGUGGCUCAACAAUGUUUCCUGGCAUAGCAGAACGUAUGAGCAAGGAAAUCACUGCUCUUGCUCCAAGCCGCACGAAGAUCAAGGUGAUUGCACCGCCUGAGAGGAAGUACAGCACCUGGAUAGGAGGAUCAGUUCUAGCCUCCCUCAGUACUUUCAGAAAAAUGUGGAUAGUGAAGGCCGAGUAUGAUGAAAUUGGUCCUUCAAUUGUCCACAGGAUGUGCUUCUAAGAGUGGUUUGAUAACUUAAAUCCUCUCCUUUCAAAUUCCAGCAAAUGAAUGCUAUUUCAGUCAGAGAUAUAUUUCGUUUUUUGAUGUGAUAUCUAAUCUUGUGAGCAAUAUGAUAUUUCAGUUUUUAGUUUCUCUGUAUGAACAUGCUGAUUUAACUUCACUCGCGUUUAAUCCUUUAUUUAGAGUAUUUUAGCUAGUAAGCCAUGAAAAUGGUAGAUACAGACUAAUGUCUGUUAUGUUUCA
Lycium barbarum (goji berry) is the source of this 1653-nucleotide messenger RNA. RefSeq names its product actin-100-like. The record is from RefSeq and is a predicted model, not a curated record. NCBI's taxonomy places the organism in Eukaryota, Viridiplantae, Streptophyta, Magnoliopsida, Solanales, Solanaceae. The transcript is spliced from 5 exons. The coding region runs from base 271 to 1410 and encodes 379 amino acids.